CUCGCCUCCAGCCGCCGCCUUGCAGGCUGUUGCAGAUAAAGCGCACUCCCCCCUCCGCGCUGCCGCGAUUCACCAGCAUCCUGCAGACAUGGAGGUGGUUAACCAGCUGGUGGCAGGGGGGCAGUUCCGUGUAGUGAAGGAACCUCUGGGCUUCCUCAAAGUCCUGCAAUGGCUCUUCUCUAUCUUUGCCUUCGCCACAUGCGGAAGCUACUCCGGACAAUUCACGCUCAGCGUUGAAUGUAGCAACAAAACCGAGAGCAAGCUGAAUAUUAAAGUGGACUUUGAAUAUCCAUUUAAGCUACACCAGGAGUACUUUGAUGCCCCAACAUGCCGAGGAGCCGGCUCAAACAAGAUAUUUCUGGUCGGGGAUUAUUCCUCCUCCGCCGAGUUCUUCGUCACCAUCGCGGUGUUCGCUUUCCUCUACUCGCUGGGGGCGCUCGUCACCUACAUCUUCCUCCAGACCAAGUACCGCGAGAACAACAAAGGCCCGAUGAUUGACUGCAUAGUGACCGCCGUCUUCGCCUUCAUGUGGCUGGUCUGCUCCAGCGCCUGGGCCAAGGGGUUGUCUGACAUUAAGAUGGCCACGGACCCCGAGCUGAUCAUCGAGCAGAUCCCGGCCUGCGAGAACCCUGACAACAAGUGUCAGGAGGAGCGGGAUCCUGUCGUGUCCGGGCUCAACACCUCCGUGGCCUUCGGCUUCCUGAACUGCAUCAUCUGGCUGGGAAACAUCUGGUUUGUGUUUAAAGAGACGGGAUGGACAGCUCCAUUCAUAAAGCACCCACCACCACCAGCCCAGGAGAAGCAACCAGCGCCUGAUACCUAUGCGCCGGGCCAAGGCUAUGGUCAGCAGGACUCAUACGGACAACAACCACCACAACAACAAGGAGGUUACCAGCCUGACUACUAUGGCCAGCAGCCUGAAUAUAACCAACAGGGAUACAGCCAAGGCGGGUAUAGCCAGCAAGGUGUCCCAACCUCGUUUUCCAACCAGAUGUGAGCUGGCUUCUUCGCAACUGAUCAUUGAGGUCAAGCUUCAGGUUGUGAUGUUUCCGAUGUGCAGUGCUGCAGCCCGGCUGCCGGAGUGAAUAUAAAUGGGAGAAUGUUGUGUCCGUGAUGUUUAUAUGAUAU
Molecule: messenger RNA, 1128 nt
Organism: Nanorana parkeri
Lineage: Eukaryota; Metazoa; Chordata; Amphibia; Anura; Dicroglossidae
Gene: SYP
Product: synaptophysin
Exons: 7
Coding region: 89-997 (302 amino acids)
Cellular component (GO): synaptic vesicle membrane; synaptic vesicle; presynaptic active zone
Source: RefSeq, a predicted model, not a curated record